Molecule: messenger RNA, 1173 nt
Organism: Bombus pascuorum
Lineage: Eukaryota; Metazoa; Arthropoda; Insecta; Hymenoptera; Apidae
Product: protein rolling stone-like
Exons: 2
Coding region: 164-1012 (282 amino acids)
Cellular component (GO): membrane
Source: RefSeq, a predicted model, not a curated record
UCAGUUUCAUAAAGUGCCUUAGUGAUAACGAAGUAUUUUAUCAGAUGUCAAUAUUAAGAAAUCGAACUUGACUUCACUCGAAGUAAAGAAGCUUCAGUUUUAUUCUUAACUCAAUAGUCAGGAGUUCCUUCAACGUGUUAUUUAUACAAUUUGUCGUCGAACAAUGGUAAAUAAAUUCUGGUGCCAAGAAGCAGCAAGGAAGUGGUUCUACAAAAAGGAUCAGUCACUACAUUCACGACUCUUGUCCGAACCAAAAUGUCAGAAACACGUAGCCACCUGGUACCUACUUUAUCGUUGGUUAAUCUUUAUGAUCUGGGCUUGCAUAGUCGUGUGUUCGAUUUUCGAAUUCGGUAGCUACAAACCUAUGGUAGUAUAUGAUAAGUGGCCAAUUUAUUUGACAAACUGGGAUUUAAUAUUGGGUAUCAGUCAAGCUUUGCUUGGCGGGUUUCUCGUAUUGAGAAGAUGGAAACUGCAAAAAGUAGCAGACUUUGAUCCUUCCGCGUUGAUGCUGGGAUUGAUAGACAGAGUUUAUUGGUUCCUUUACGUCGUAACUACUAGUAUCGCGUUUGGAGUUACGAUUACCUAUUGGUGCAGCAUAUUCGAUCCCAGGAUUCACUAUUUGGACCCUUUAAACAUUAUGCUACACAUAUGUAACAGUAUUUUAAUGAUAAUUGAUUUUUGUAUUACAAGCAUUCCGUUUAGAUUAAGGAACUUCUGGUGGUGUUUAAUCAUAGUGUUUUUAUACACCAUGUUUUCACUAAUAUAUUAUUUCGCUGGAGGAUUAGACAAGAAUGGUUAUCAUUAUAUUUAUAAAAUCCUCGAUUGGAAAAAACCUGUUCAAGCUUCAUUGAUAUGCGUAGGCGAAGGUAUAUUUAUAACUAUAUUGCAUUCCUUAAUGUGUUUCCUAGAGAAAGUGAAGGAUCGAUUGUAUCUGAAGAUCGAUAAGAAAUUAGGAAGACCGUAUGCGGAAACACACAUGUCUAGUGUAGAGAAACAUGCCGAUAUUGUCUGAAAAUUAGCGAUAAUAGGCAACAUUUUUUCACGAUUCUAAAAUGAAGUAUUAUGUAUUUGUAUUUUGUCUUAAUAUCUUUAGAAACUCUGUACCAUUCGAAACUAUAGUUUAAAGCAUUGAUAUACCUAUCUUUAGACAAGUUAAUUUUCUAUUUUUAGCUA